Molecule: messenger RNA, 3616 nt
Organism: Lipotes vexillifer (Yangtze River dolphin)
Lineage: Eukaryota; Metazoa; Chordata; Mammalia; Artiodactyla; Lipotidae
Gene: PPP1R26
Product: protein phosphatase 1 regulatory subunit 26
Exons: 1
Coding region: 50-3616 (1188 amino acids)
Biological process (GO): negative regulation of phosphatase activity
Molecular function (GO): protein phosphatase inhibitor activity
Source: RefSeq, a predicted model, not a curated record
GCAGGCAGAGAAGCAAAGUGCCGCCUCUCUGCGCGUCCCAUCGGCUAGGAUGUAUCUCAUGAAUGCGCCUCCUGUGCUCGCCCUGCCGUCCAAAUGGGAGGCCUUUGGCCCACCCGGGAGCUGUAGGUUUCCCAGAUGCUUCUCAGAGCCGAAAGAGGGCGUCCCGAGAGCGGCGGUGAGCGCCGAGGUCCAGGCGGUCAUCAGCACGCUUCAGGGGGACGGGGCCGCCCUGGGCAUGAGUGGCGAGCAUGCCCGGCAGAGAAGCCAGAGAGCGGAGAGGGGCCGCGGCACCAGGCUGGCUACCAGCCCCGCCUUUGCCGCCUGUGGUCUUGCUGCUGGGUUUGACCCCAAGGGGGAGGACGAGGCCGCAGACCUUGGCCCCCUGGUGCUGGAUUCGGACAGUGAUGAUUCCGUGGACCGCGACAUUGAGGAAGCCAUCCAGGAGUACCUGAAGGCCAAGAGCGGGGCCGCCCGGCCUCCCGCAGCCAGUCGAUGCAAACCAGAGCCGCCUCCGAGCGGCACCCUGACCGCCCUGUGCUCCCCAGACCUUGCAGCUGGCCCCACUGGUGUCCCCGGCAGCCACAGGGGAGUCGGCCAGGACCAAGGCUCUGCCUCGCCACUCAGCGUGAGCAGCGAGGACUCCUUCGAACAGAGCAUCCGGGCGGAGAUCGAACAGUUCCUAAGUGAGAAGAGGCAGCACGAAACCCAAAAAUGCGACGUUCCUGCAGACAAAACACCAGACCCCAGUGACAGCUUGGCCCAGUCGGCGUCUAGAUCCAGCAGAGAGCUGACGGGCAAGGCGUACCAGCAGGAGCUGGCGGGCGCCUGUAAGGAGUUCACCUUCCGGAAGCCUCCCAGGUCCACAAAGGCUGGCGCGCUGCCCAGAGGCCCCAGGUGCAAGGUCACCGUUGAGGCCGCCGCGGCUGCAGGCCGCCCUGCAGAAGCAGCCGCUGGUAAAGUCGGGGUCAGGAGGGGCACCGGCUCAGGGAAGAGGGGAAGGCGAGCCAGGAGCGCGGCCCUGGCGCCUGAGGCGGCUGACUCAAGCAGCGAUGACGGCAUCGAGGAGGCCAUCCAGCUGUACCAGCUGGAGAAGAGGCAGGGGGCAGCUGGCGAGCCGCCGCAGGGGGCCCUGCCCACAGGGGAGAGGGGCCCCGGGCCCCCUGCACACGGCACGGGCCUCUGCACCAAGAGCACCUGGCUCGAAGGCCGCGGGAAGUCCCCGGGCAAGAAGAAGCCAGUGGCCACCAAGGCCGCGGACCUCAGCACGGGUGGCCGGGACCCCGACCACCCCUCCAGGCCUCCCAGCGAAACCGUGGCUCCUGCACCUCCAGAACGUACAGCUGCCGAAAGCAAGUCUGUGGACGGGUCCCCGUGCCGCGCAGACGCAUCUGCGGAGCUCAUGUGCGCUGAAGCGAUCCUGGACAUUUCCAAGACGAUCCUGCCGGGCCCCCUGGAGGGCGGCACCAGAUCCCCGCCCGCCAGCCCACUCCUGUAUCCCCACGACGUGCCUUCCUGCUCUGACGGUGACAGCAGCUCUGUGGACAGCGACGACAGCAUCGAACAGGAAAUCCGGACGUUCUUGGCUCUGAAGGCGCAGUCAGGGGGGCUGCUGCCCAGGACGGAGACGUGCCCACGGCCGGCACACAGCCCGCUGCUGCCACCCGGCCUCAGCGCCUCGGCCACCAAAACGCCGGACCUGUCGCUGAGCUGCAAGAGGAAACGCGGAGCAGGCAGCACCACCAUGCGGCCGUGCACGCCCAAGAGGACCAGAGAGACAGCCGAGGCGCAGGAGGGCGCCCGGGACGCCGACCGCAGCCAGGGGAGAGCGCAGCCCAGCCAGGGGAAAGCCAGCGAGGCCCCGGGAAGGGAGGGUGAGACCUGGGGCCAGCCUCUCCCCUGCAGGACGGGCGUGCUGGGUGAUGAGCACGGGGCCCCGGUCGCGCAGGGUACUGUGUCGCCAGGCUCCGGGAAGGCAACUGAGGCGAGGCGCGUGGAUGAGAAGGAGAGCUCCGAGGACAAGAGCAGCUCGCUGGAUAGUGACGAGGACCUGGACACGGCCAUCAAGGACCUGCUGCGGUCCAAGCGGAGGCUCCGGAAGAGGUGCAAAGACCCCAGAGCCGGCUGCAAGAAGAGGGUCAGGUUCAGCACCACGGAGACGCAGUUCCUGGACAAAGUAGGGGGCUUCCCGAAAGACUGGAAAGACCGAAGCCCACAUCUGCUGAAAAGCUGCCUCUCAAAGUCCAGAAAAGAGAGCCCGGGGAGACCCUCGCACGUCCUCUGCCGAGAAGCGGUGAGAGCAAAGCCAGACGGCGUGGCAGCCGAGGACGCGCCCCCGGCUCCCCGGUCCAGGGGCCAAGCCGCAGGAAGGAGCCUGUUCUCUGGUGAAUCGGAAGCCCGUGAACUUCGUGGUCCAGCCCCAAGCCCCAGUUCCCUGUCUGAUGACAGCAGUUCUGUAGACAGCGAUGACAGCAUUGAACUGGAGAUUAGGAAGUUUUUGGCCGAAAAGGCCAAGGAGUCCAUGAGCGGAUCAGAAAUUCAAGGAGGGGGCCCCACCGCUCUCGGGACGGGGAAUGGGGGCAAGCCAGAGCUGCCGUGCCGGAAAGUGCCACCUCCCGGCCCGGCCCUUCAGCCUGGCGUGUGCACUCGGAGCCAGAGGUGCAGGGGGCCCUUGCAGCCGGCCGAGGGACCAAGGGGCCCAGGCAGAGCCUUCACUCCGGCCGGGAGGAACAGCCCCCGCACCGAGCAGGCCUGCAGCCCUGCAGCCCUGGCCAGAUGCGAACUGGUGCCGCCCAGGAGCGCCAGCGGGACCGCAUCUGCCAAAGGGUCACCAGCCAGUAGGAGAACCGCCUAUGCGCCCAAAGAUAAGAGCCCGAGGGGGGCCGAGGCUGCCGCAGGGGAAAGCACAUUGGCUCAGCUCCCGAGCUGCAUGGAGGCAGGCGCUCGGGCAGAGAGCCGGAGCUCACUGGCACGGACCCCAGGCGCCGAGCGAGAGGGGAGGCCCCGGGCCGGCCUCGCCCUGCCCUGGACUGACUUCUCCCCCGAGAGCCGGUUGCAGAGCACCUGGGCACUGAGCACGAAAGGCAGGGACGCGGCGGCGUGGAAAGGGGGCCUCAGGGGCCAGAGAGAGAAGCGGCUGGAGGACCAGGCCCGGGGCUCGCCCAGCCUCGCCACGGACCCCAAGAGAGGCCUGCCCUUUGCCGGCUUCUCGCCACUGCUCUCCACACAGCUGUUUCACUUCGGGAAGAGUGUCUCCUGGGGGGGGAAGCAGGCCAGCCUCUUCAGUGCCCCCCUGAGCCUGCCUCUACAGGGCGCAUCCUUCUCGGCCUUCCGAGAGACCCAGGCUGGCCACGGCCCAGUGUUCGGAAGCUCACACUUGCUGGUGAAGCAGGAGGGUGGCCGCUGGCCGCCCAGGAAGUCCCAGGCAGGGCUCAGUCUGCCCGACAGGAGGAACUCGGGGCCGGAGGAGGACAUCGUAGACCUGCGGUACAGGCAGAGGGGGCUGGACAGAGACGAUGAAGACCAAGAGGCCCUGGGCAGCGACGCCAGCGAGUUCAGCGAUGCGUCUGUGGAGGAGGGCGGCAGCCUCUUGGCCAAGGGCCCCGUCCUCCAGCUGUGA